UCUGCAGUUUCAACUUUGCCCUAGAACACAUUCAGGAACACAAAUGUGCAGAGAACAGCACCAAACUGGCAUACUCUGGUUUUCUCUCUGGAUUUUAAUCAUUUUCUUCUGUUUGCUUGUAUUUCUGUUGGUGAUUCUAGUGCCUGGAACAUGGCACUUCUCUCAGACAAGGGUUACUCUGGGACUGAACUCCUAGACCUGCUCCUCGAGCCCCAUAUGGACCCUCACAUGGACAGCAAUGGUGACCAUGGCAACCCAGCAUGGUCAAUCACAGAUCAAAGCAUUCUGUGUCAUGGUGAAGAAGGUGUUGUUGAUAACUUCUUGGACUCCCUGUUGCAAGGGUCAGAUGGCGUGUCGCAGCCCUGCUCUCCUCUGUGGGUCCCCUCACCCUCUGACAGCGGAAUCAGUGACGACACCCCGUCUGACCACCUGGACAGCCCGCCCCCGUCCGCCAGCCCGCUUUUCAACUCCAUCUUCCUCCCUCAGCAUCCUCAUCUUCUCCCUCAGCAUCUUCAGCAGCAGGACGCACCUGUCGCAAACACAGAGCCUGAUAUCUCCAUUGACCUGGAAGAUUGGGAGGCCUGUCUGUUCUCCGACGGUCUGACAGACUCUCAGUGCACGUCAGCAGUGCAGAGAACUCAACCAGCCACCGUUAACCAGCUCACCGUUAAAGACCUGCUGCUUUCCAACAUCGGAGAAGUGUCGAAACCCUCCACCCAGCAAUCCCAGCAAGAACUGAUUCUUAAUGAAGAUGAGAAGAAACUUUUAGCCAAGGAAGGAGUCAGUCUUCCCAGCCAGCUGCCUCUUAACAAGUACGAAGAAAAGAUUUUGAAGAAGAUUCGGAGGAAAAUCCGGAACAAGCAGUCGGCACAGGAGAGCCGCAAGAAAAAGAAGGAAUAUGUAGAUGGACUGGAGGGAAGGAUGGCUGCCUGCAGCGCUCAGAAUCAAGAAUUACAGAGGAAAGUCUUCCAGCUUGAGAAAACCAACACGUAAGUCUCGUUUUACAAUAAU
Molecule: messenger RNA, 1011 nt
Organism: Sinocyclocheilus anshuiensis
Lineage: Eukaryota; Metazoa; Chordata; Actinopteri; Cypriniformes; Cyprinidae
Product: cyclic AMP-responsive element-binding protein 3-like protein 3-A
Exons: 7
Coding region: 151-993 (280 amino acids)
Biological process (GO): regulation of transcription by RNA polymerase II
Cellular component (GO): nucleus
Molecular function (GO): RNA polymerase II cis-regulatory region sequence-specific DNA binding; DNA-binding transcription factor activity, RNA polymerase II-specific
Source: RefSeq, a predicted model, not a curated record